Molecule: messenger RNA, 1658 nt
Organism: Pseudogymnoascus destructans
Lineage: Eukaryota; Fungi; Ascomycota; Leotiomycetes; Thelebolales; Thelebolaceae
Exons: 1
Coding region: 262-1134 (290 amino acids)
Source: RefSeq, a predicted model, not a curated record
GGCUCGGAGAGAUCAAAAUGUAGAUACGGCGGGCUCCUACGAUAGAUCCCUGAAAUUUGAAGCCUGGAGUCAUGCGCCAGUGUCGGUGAAACAAAAUUCCAGUGGUAUCGACGGAUGAAUAGUUAAUCCGAUCACAUGCUCUCGUGUCACUUUGGCGAGCAUCAAUAGGAGAGUUCCUGAACAGGCUCCAACGUUCAAAGCUACCUAAAUUUCGGCAUUUGGCUACCAAACUUACGUGGAUUGAAUUAUUCGAAUUUCGAAAUGUCCAAAAAUGGCCUCUCACUGCGGAAGCGUGGAAAAGCUGCGCAGGUUUCUCCGCCAGAUUCACGCCUCUUCACGCUGCCUGCGGAAAUUCGAAUUGCUAUCUACACCCUUCUCUUGGUAUCCCGCAACGCCUUAUGUCCUAAUGGGAUGGCAAUUUUUAACGAUGUCCAGUCGAGGGAACAAUCGGAAAUAUCUUUUUUCUCUCUUCCACAUGAACGGACUCUUGCUAUCGCGAGGACUUGCACUCGAGUCCGUGAUGAAGUUCUCCCUAUUUAUUUCGGCUCGAACAACUUCGUGUUUAAAGCGACAUGGGACAUGUAUGCCUAUCUUCACAUGAUUGGUGAUUGCCGCAAGUUCAUUCAAAAUAUAUCCUUUGCGUAUCAAGGCUCGCAGCGAAAUGAGGCCUUCGAGCUACUAUCUAAGUGUACGAGCUUGAGUUGGUUAGAUGUCAUGGUAAUGGAUGAGACUAUGAAGGGUGCGAGGAAGCCGCAGGACAAUUUGUUUGCCGCAAAUGGAAUGCGGACAUUGAGGGCCAUCAGGGGAUUAGUGAGGUGUAAGGUCACAGUGAGGGAAAUUGAGACUAUACGGAGUGAGGAUUGGAGGAAUCCGAAGUUGUUGUUCAAUUUAAAUACGAGCGAUAAAAGGCGUUUUGAUAACGAGAAUAUCAGGGAGGUUGAAAGAGUGCUGACUCUGGAAAUAUCGGAGAGAGAAGAUGAGGCAGUAGCUCGGUUGAAGGAAGCUCGCGACGAGAGAAAUACUAAGAAGGAAAGGGAGCUUGAGACUUGGCGCGUUAAAAAUGAUUCUGAUUGGAAAGAAUUUACCAGGAAAAGAGCCAUGCGAUUAAAAGACGCAAAGAAAGAGGGGGUAUGACGACAAAGCGGGAAGACAUUCAGAGUGCAAGGUUAAGAUAAAUCGAGCAAAUACGCAGCUCCAAUGUCAUCGGCGUAACAACAGACCGUGAGCUUCCUGGGCCUGGCGACUUCAUGGCGUAUGAGCCUCCACUUCCAUCCGACAUCCUUGUUGAUACACCCCCUCAAAUUGGGCUUCGGCUAAGCCAAGACGUUCGAAUUUCUUCUAAACGCCAACGUUCACUCAGCCAUCCUGUUCGAACAACACUUCCUCCAGCCUCACAAGAGGAUGCUAAAGCUACGAGACGCCUAGGGACCCCCAGGCCGCUCUGCUCUUUCGGUGAAGGACGAGAUCCCGUGCGCGCAUUGGCCAGCUUCCGGUGAAGGACGAGCCUCCCCCUGACGACCGCUGGGACGACCGACGGGCCAGCCUUAUAUGCAGCUACCCUUACAGGCCCUCCGCUGUGCGUGCGAUAAUCACUCCCGCUACUCCGGUGUUCUCGUACGAUGCGGCGCAGCGGGUCGUGGUCUGCCGGGCGUGCGGGU